Molecule: messenger RNA, 2151 nt
Organism: Cladophialophora carrionii CBS 160.54
Lineage: Eukaryota; Fungi; Ascomycota; Eurotiomycetes; Chaetothyriales; Herpotrichiellaceae
Exons: 3
Coding region: 1-2151 (716 amino acids)
Biological process (GO): regulation of DNA-templated transcription
Molecular function (GO): zinc ion binding; DNA-binding transcription factor activity, RNA polymerase II-specific
Source: RefSeq, a predicted model, not a curated record
AUGGGGACGAUGUUCGACGGGAACAUAGCAUCUAAUAAGAAGGCUCGCAAGAGCACACCAAAGGUCAGGUCCGGGUGUGUGACGUGCAAAGCCCGACGGGUGAAGUGCGACGAGCAGAAGCCCGAAUGUCAACGCUGUCUCCGCGCGAGUAGGAAGUGUGAAGGUUACCCAGGAGGUGGCCGUGGACUGUCCGCGCAGCCGCUGCCCCUGGAGCCGGCCUCGAUCGCGGCAUACAGCAUCCCCUUCAAGGUCCCCGGUAGUCAGGCGGACCGGCAGCUGCUCCACUACUUCUGCUGUCAAGCAGCCUGGAAUCUGUCCAGCUGCACAGAUCCAACCCUGUGGACAGAACUAAUCCUGCAGCGUGCCAACCACCAGCCCGUCAUCCGCAAUGCAUUGGUCGCGCUUAGUUCGCUGCACAAGGACUACCUGUGUGGGGAGCUGGCCGGGACCGAGUAUGAGACGCCGACUCCGUCCACGAGUCUCGCGCCGGUCGCGAACGUGAAGACCAUGGCCGUGAUCAGCAGAUGCCACCGCCAGCUGAGGAACUACCUCGCGCGACCCGAUGCGUCUCCGGACGUGGCGCUCGUCUGUAGCUUGAUAUUUUACACGUUUGAGUCCCUGCUCGGCGAAUCCCAGCGGGCAAUCUGGCAUCUAGACCAGGGCUUGAUCUUGCUUAGGAAGUGCCAGCUUGACCAUUCGCUCGCGUCGGAUGAUCCCCUGAUCCCACACCUAAGCACGCUGCUGCACCAUCUGGACCUUCAGGCCAGUUGCUUCGACGACCGACGCCCUCCAUUGUUGAGACUCGCCACCGAUGCGGAAACGAAAGGCCACCUCGACAUCGUCCCCGACACGUUUCUCGACCUGACACACGCCGAAGCCGUCCUCACCAAGAUCCAGAACUGGGCGCUGCACCAUCUCGUCAACUGUGUCCAUUACCGGGGAGCCGGGGUGGAAGAGCUGCCAUCCGAGUCCUUCGUCGAGAGACUCGUGCUCGCGGCGCAGCUGCAGAAGUUCGAAACCGUCCUGGACCGGUUCGCAUACCACGGGAGCUCGAUCUCGCACACAGCGACGCACAAUCAGCGCGAGGACCGUCGUCAGCAACGGACGCAACGCCUCUUGCUCCUUCGCGUCAAUCUGCACACCUUCACCUACCUGGUCAAGGAAAACCUGCCCCUACUUACGGCCGAUGCGUCCGACAUGGCAAAGAAGGUCAUGGCCUUGCUGCCAGGCUAUAGCGGGAGGCCUCUGCCGCAGAUAGUGCUAUCAGGCGGUGAUACGGAAACCGACCUCGAGAGCGCCCUGGCUAGCAUCGAAGCUCUCCUCUCCCAGACGUGGCCGCUGCCGGACUCUGCCGCGACCGGUCCAGAGACGACGACGUCGGCCACCCCGGCUCGAACCUACACGCUCUCGACGCACCUGAUCGCGGCCAUCUACUUCCUCAGCCUCAAGACCACGAACAGGCAGAUCCUCGAAAAGGCCACGGCCCUGUUCUCGCACCCUCAGCUUCGCCACGCCCGCGACGGCCUGUGGGAUGCGCGCACCGCCGCCUUUCUCGUCAAAAACCUCGUCCGGGUCCGUCAAAACGGCGACGUCACAGAGGGCAGCGACGCCAGCGAUAUCCUCAUGCACAUUGCCGAGCAAGACAUUGGCGUCGACAUCGCCCAAUUGCAGCGGAUUUUUCACAUGAGCCAGAAGUCCGGCCUCCCGAUGAUGCAGUCCAAGAAAUUCACUCUGGUGCUGCGGAAGGGGGCGGUCGUGCGCAGGCACAUCGGUCAAGAACACAGGAUGUCUUCCUGUGCAUAUUCCUCCACCUCUACCUCAGCGACGGUCAAGCGCAACGCCCAUGACGUCCAUGCUCCCGUUUACGGAUUCGAAGAUCAACAACACGUUGCCGGCGCACGCUACACACUGCCCACAGACCAUUUGGCUCCGAUGCCUGUUCCCCCAAGACGAACACCGAGCAAGACUGGCCCAUCCAGAGCGCAGGGGAAGUUCGGACCGCAAACACAAUCUGAGGGCACAGCAAAUGUAUACCCGGAGUAUCACGUCUGGAAUGCAUGCAUACACGUUUGUUCGGACCCUUGUGCUGUGUUCAAACCCGAGCCUUAUCCCGCGCCCGCGGCCGUAAUCACCCGUCCCUUCCGUUUCUAA